Molecule: messenger RNA, 7364 nt
Organism: Dermochelys coriacea (leatherback sea turtle)
Lineage: Eukaryota; Metazoa; Chordata; Testudines; Dermochelyidae
Gene: SLC45A3
Product: solute carrier family 45 member 3
Exons: 6
Coding region: 482-2185 (567 amino acids)
Biological process (GO): transmembrane transport
Cellular component (GO): membrane
Molecular function (GO): sucrose:proton symporter activity
Source: RefSeq, a predicted model, not a curated record
GCGCGGAGCCGAGCGGGGCAGCUGCCGAGGAGCCGGGCGGAGCCGGCCGAGCCCCCUGCCCCUCUCCAAGGUUGGCUCCCCCUCCCCCUUCCUGCAAACUCUACUUAACUACUUUUCCAAGGCGUGCUGAGCUCUCUGCAUCUGGGCCAGGCUGGCUUUAUUAAAUGAAGUUCCUGCAGGGUAAAGAUGGGAAUUUACCUGGAUCAUCUGUUGGCUCCUCUGCAGGGAGGGAGUAGAGAAUGUGAAGCUGGGGGAGAGACCUGGAAUAUGAAGCCUGUCUACCAGUGCCUGGACUCUGCAUCUUGCAACCUAAGGAGGAAGAAGGGACAAGCUGUUCACGGCUGAUAAAAAUGGCAGCCAGUGUCUCUCCAUUGGACUGUGAAAGGAGACUUCGGACCUUGGUGUGUGUCUGUCUGGGAGCUCCAGGAAGGCUGCUGUCUGGUUGACACAGCCCUCUAAUAUUAAGUGGAGCGAGGGCAGCAUGGCUCAGAAAGCGUGGGUCAGCACGCUCUUCCACAACCGCAAAACCCAGCUCCUGCUGGUCAACUCCCUGACCUUCGGCCUGGAGGUCUGCCUGGCUGCUGGGAUCACCUACGUGCCACCGCUCUUGCUGGAAGUGGGUGUGGAGGAGAAGUUCAUGACCAUGGUUCUGGGAAUCGGGCCUGUCCUGGGCCUUGUCUUUGUACCACUGAUUGGCUCCGCCAGCGACCACUGGCGCAGCAGCUAUGGCCGCCGGCGGCCCUUCAUCUGGGCCUUGUGCCUUGGAGUUCUGCUGAGCCUCUUCAUCAUCCCCCACGCCGGUCGCCUGGCGGGCUUCUUCGCCCUCAAUGCCCACCCCCUGGAGAUUGCCUUCCUCAUCUUCGGCAUUGGCUUGCUGGACUUCUGCGGCCAGGUCUGCUUCACUCCUCUAGAGGCCUUGCUCUCGGACCUCUUCCAGGAGCCUGACAACUGCCGGCAGGCUUUCUCCACAUACGCCUUCAUGAUCAGCCUGGGUGGCUGCAUCGGCUAUCUGCUUCCGGCCAUGGACUGGGCUAGUAGCUUCCUGGCCCCUUACCUGGGGGGGCAGGAGAAGUGUCUCUUCAGCCUCCUCACCAUCAUCUUCCUGGGCUGCGUCCUGGCCACCCUCUUUGUGACAGAGGAAGCAGUGGGGCAGGUGGAUGCUCUGGCAGGCCCUGCACUGAAGGACUCUUCCCCCAAGCCCUUGUCCCCCAGCUGCUGCUCUUGCCAGGUUUCCAAAAGCCUCUUGCGAGCCAGGCAUGUGGUCCAGGCCCUGAGGGACCUCUGCGCAUUGGUCCCACGGCUGCGUGGUCUCUGCUGCCACAUCCCCAAGGCGAUCCGGCGGCUCUUCGUGGCCGAGCUGUGCAGCUGGAUGGCCCUCAUGACUUUCAUGCUGUUCUACACGGACUUUGUUGGCGAAGGACUGUACCAGGGCGUUCCCAGGGCCGAACCAGGAACAGAAGCCAGACGUCACUAUGAUGAAGGCGUCCGCAUGGGCAGCUUGGGCCUUUUUCUCCAAUGCGUCAUCUCCAUCUGCUUCUCGACAAUCAUGGACCGGCUGGUGAAGCAGUUCGGGACCAGGGCGGUCUACCUGGCCAGCGUGGCAUUCUUCCCCCUGGUUCCCUUCGUCAUGUGCUUCUCCCAGAGCAUCCUCGUGGUUACUGUCUCGGCUGCCCUGACGGGCUUCACCUUCUCUGCGCUCCAGAUCCUGCCGUACACCCUGGCAUCGCUGUACCACCAUGACAAGCAGGUAUUUUUGCAUAAGUACAAAAGCAAAGAAGAGGAAGAUGCUGCUCAGCUGGAUAAGAAAUCAGGCUUCCCCAAAGGCCCCCUCUCCAGCCAGAAGCUGACCUACCAGAAUGGCCAUGCUGGGGGCCUCUUCUCCUCUCCUCCAGCUGCCAGCUCAGCCAUGUGCGUUGGCUCUCCCUGCGAGGUCUCGCUCAUGAUGAGGGUGGGAGACUCUGACCCUGCAGCACCCGGUCGAGGGAUCUGCCUGGACCUGGCCAUUUUAGACAGUGCUUUCCUCCUUUCUCAGGUGGUCCCGUCCCUCGUCAUGGGGUCGAUUGUCCAGUUUACACAGUCGGUGACUGCCUACAUGGUGUUUGCCACCGGCCUCGGGUUGGUCGCUAUUUACUUUGCAACCAAAGUCGUCUUUGAUAAAAGCGAUAUGGCCAAGUAUUCGGUGUAAAACGGGGUACGUGUGCACGUGGCGUACAGCCAACUUGUUUGUACACGUGCAUUGACACUGUAUAAUAGGGCAGGCUGCACAUUGUGCACCCCUCCUUUCUGUCUCUCAUGCUGUUUCUGUGGGGCACGUGGCUGGGGAGAGGUUGUUGGGCUAAGCGCGGGUGUAUUAGGAAGGGCACAAUGCUGUUCUAUCUCCCACCAUCAGAGCUUGCCCUGUGGUGCUUUUGUCUGAGAGCAGUGUUGCAUAGAGGGCAUCAGUGAAGUGAAAGGAGAAGAGUUUCCCUUCAAUCACAGGGUUAAAUUUCUGUACAAUUCCCCCAAGGGAGGGAGGCAGUUGCAUCCCAGAGGGAGACUGCUCCUUGUCUCAUUCGUGCAGAGACCAGCUUAAAUCCUGCCUUGCUCUGGCAGGCUUCACCUUGCUUCGAAAAUGUAACUCCCCUCUCUGACUGGUGGCUGCUGUGGACUGGAAUAUUCGGAGGACAGGCGGGGGGUAGACAUCCAGGGUUGGAAUGGGGUAUUGCCGAUCAGGAUGCGAGUGCAUUGGCAGAGCUGUGUGGAAGCAGUCCUGCAUGGCACAGGGGUGCUGGAGAUGCAUGGGCAGAGUCUGGCUCUGUCCAAGGCUAGUAAUCCUAUUGCUCUGGUGAGCAUCACAAAGUGACCACUUGGUGUUAGUGCACCCCAGGCCACCCUGCUGCACUGGCUGGCCGCUCUGUGCACCACAAGUGCCUGAAACCUAUUUGCAGUGGCCUUAUAAAAUGGCCUGGUUCAAGGCAGUAGGCAGAGUUGAUUUAACAAGGCUCCAGGGCCGUGUUUUUAUGGCACUACUCAGACCUCAUUAGCCUGAACUUUACCCUGUAUUCAAGUGUAAUAAUCCCCAGCGGGAUGUGCGGGGUCUGGUGUCCUCUGUACCCUGCAGGGGCUGGAAGCACUUAUCCUUUGUCCUCCUGGCUGAGGCAUGUUAACGGGACACCCUGUCCCAGGUUACUGCUGUGAAGUCCUUUCCAUGUAGGAGAUGCACUAAGCCCUUGGACGAGAUCAAGUCCUGGCUGCCCUGUUGCAUGGCUGAAUAAUUGGACAUGCUGCCUUCUCUUCGGGCCAUGUUCACUGAUGGUGUGAAAAGGAACAUAUACCCUGCCCUUUGAAGGGUGUGCAGGAGACUCUUCUGCUGCAUAAACCCCUGCUGGUGCCUAGCCUUGCCAUCCCUUCCUUGUCCUUAUUCAUCCCACAUGGCUGUGCCUGCCCCCUCCCUCCCCACCUCGUGAGAUGCUUCCUCCAUUUCAAAUCUCUUGUUCCUCACAUUCUCUGUCUUCUCCACCCAUAUUGGGUCCCCUUGAUGCCUAUUCCCCUCCACUAGGGAAUAGCCUUGAUGCCGAUUGGGUGCAGUUGUUCCCUCCAACAGGAGAGUAAGCUGGAGCAGGCUCGAGAGAGGACCCUGUAGCAUGUCCUGGGUUCUACUCCUCUGUAGGGCCAUUUUUCUGCUUUGCCCCUUUUUCAAAGGGAAGAAGCCAAGAAUGACCUUUCCACUGAUCUGGCCUUGCUCUUGCUGCCAUGAAUUGAUGGCAGAGCUGUCCUGGAUUCUGAGAUCCUGCUGCUGCAGAGGUCAUUCCCAGCUAAGAGGAUAUUCCCAGAUCAGUUAUAUCCCACUCUCCAUGAGUCACCCUUAUGGAAACAUGGGGUGUCUGUACUGCAACACAAGCCAAGGUUAGUAGAACUUGAGUUAGCAAACUGUGGGUUUGUUAACCUAGGGCUUGAGCAUCCAUGCUCAUUUGGAACCCUAGGUUAGGAACCGUUGAACCCUGGGCCCCAACCUGGGGCUCCAGCAUCUACUCUAUAUUAUGUGGGCCCAAAUUCAACCACCCAUAGACCGGACUUCCUCGCACCCUACCAACAGGUGGUUGCUCUAGCCCUUUGUUUGUGGUGCAAUGUUGGAAAAUUUGACUGUCCACCAAGCUUGACUGUCCACAAGCCAAAGAAAGUCUAGCCUAUGGGAUUGUGGGAUACUUUUGGCAGACUCCCAGAGCAUGCGUCCAGGGAGGUUGUGUCUACACUGCAAAGCCAUGGGGCUUGAAUCCUGGGUCCCGCUUGACUCAGGCUUGGAUCCUUCAUUCCCAUGUGGUUCUGAGCCCUGGGUUAGCGCAAUUUGUGUGUGUGGAGAACGGGGUUUAGGCUCAGCCUGAGUUCAAACCCAGGGCUUACACUGCAGUGUAGACACACCUAUAAAGUCUUCAGUGAUUAAAUUGCACCUGUUCCCAUUUCCCAUUUUAACUUCAGAAACCCAUUAGACCUUGGGGAAAUGAUCAAAAACAGAAAUGCCAGCUGGGGCCUAACUCCCACUGAAAACCAAACUGCCAUUCGGGCCUCUGAAAAUCUCUCUAAUGGUUUUUAAAAUCCUUGGCUCUUCUAUUUUUUCAUUCACAGUGGGACUGUCUUCCCCUGCCCCUUGCUAUCAUUCUUCCUGUGGGGAACUGCUCCACCAGCAAACCUUUUAAACAAGAAUCCUGUUAGUCCAGACAAUGCCUGGGCCAAGGAGCCAACUCAAUAAACCACCCGCUAACCAAUGGGAUCAAUGCCUCUAUUCCAAAGGAUGAGGAGAAGAGGGAAGGGCGGACACAAGGGCCAGCAGCGAGUCAAGAGCUAGUGUGGAACUUUACCAUGUCAAGUUAAGCCAUGGGGCUGAUAGCGUGGGAAAUGAAUACACAGUGCCCCAUAUGCCAAUAGAGGCCUUUGCUUCCAGCAUUCCCAAUCUCUUUAGCUUUAAUCUAGAUCUCUCACUGCCAAGCCUACCCCAAGUCAUUCUAUUUUCCAGCUGCAGGGAGAACCUUCCCAAUGAGCUCAUUUGGCAGGGGGGCAGGGGGAGGAUUGGAUUUUCCCCCAUGCACGCUUCUGGAAUGCACCACACUGGGUGUGUGUGUGUGUGUGUGUGUGUGUGUGUGUGUAUGAGAGAGAGAGAGAGAGAGAGAGAGAGUCUCCAUUUUGGCUGGGCUCAUGGAGAUUGAUCUCUAGCUUACUGAGUAGAAAUCUGUGUUCUGGGUCUAAAAGGUUAUGUCUUCUGAUUCCAUUGACAGAAUUUUCUGGGGGAAGGGACAGUGGCUGGAAAUCACCCUUCUAAUUUCCUUUCAUCCCCCUCCCCACCCAAAACAAAAUCCCAUCCACCAUUUUUUGGAUGAAGUAGUCCAGACAUGGCACCUAUCUCAGACUGGUAUGUCAUAAUGUUAAAUAUAAUGAAGUGUGUUUUAAUAAUGUAUUAGAGGCUGAAGUAACCUGCCCUUGCAAUGAGCAAUUAUAUGUGGGUUGCAGAUGGGAAGUUAUUUACUAUGUAAGGAAAACCUCUUUACAUUGUAUAGCAGAAAGGAAUGGGGAAAUCUUAAAGAGGCACAAUGUAUUUACCUAAGAUGGCAUUUGUUCAGGAUGCCAGGCCUAAUGAUCAAACUCUGUAAUAACCACUGACCACAAUAUUCAAACCAAGGCCAUUCAAUGGCCUGGUUUUUCGAAAGCACUGAACACCCUUUAAAGUCACUGGGAGCUACUGGGGGCUCAGCACUUCGGCAAACCACUUAUUUGAGAACUAAAUAUAAAUCAGGUUUGAAAAUAAUGGUCCAUGAGCGCUCUGGACAUCUUGACCACUCACCUGAAAGAUGCAUGGAAAAGUGAUGGGGUGGAGAAGUGAAGGCGUACUUGUAAUAUGCCCAGGUCUCAGGCAGGCACUACCUAGAACAAUAAACACCACAAAUCUUGAACCAGAGCCUCUCCUUUGCCCCUGAUUAAACAUUUUCAGAGGGAGUUGGGCACCCAAAUCCCAAUGUAAACCCUAGCGUUUGUCUCUAUUGUCAUGCUUUGACCUGGCCCGUCCCAGGAGAGGGCAGACCCUGUGUGCAAAAGGAGCCUAGUCAGUAGCCAAGACAUGAUGUCAGGGGAGAUGGCUGUGUUUACUCUUUUUGUGUUUGAAAAGAGAGAGUUGAGCAAUUGAACUUCUGACUCCCCAGCUAACUUUCCUUUGUAUCUGCACCACCUAGUUCUAGGUGGGGCUCCAAUUGCCCCUGUUCUGACCUGAGCAGUAGCAGAUCCUGGUCUCCUGAGCUCUCCAUUUCAACUGGGAAGACACAGCAGGCUCUGGGAAUUGCCGGAACUGUGGGGGGCUUUAUCUGUCUCAGCCUGAUAGAGGCUUUCCCAUCACUAGUGGCAAAGGAGGGAAGGUGGUAGUGGCACUCUAGUGGGGUUUAUUCAUAGUAAAUAAGCUAAGAAGUUGUCCUCUCCCUCUUCAGCCCAGUGGGUAUCUCAGGGGGAGAAGCUAUUUAAUGUCCGGCUUGCCAGCAAGAAAGUCCAGAUUUCCCCCAUGCAGAGCACUGAGUUGAGCAGCUCCCUUUUCCUCACUCUCCCUGCUGGGCUGUGUGCCAGGAGGUGGCAUGGCGGGAGGAUGGGGGGUGGGAGAGAGGAGUACAUGCCAAGAGCUAGCCAUGGCUUCAGCUCCAAACAUCCCUGGCCCCUCUGUGAGGUCAGGCCCAAAUUGUCUCAGGCCCAUCUCUAGAUAGGAAAACUGCUGUUUCUGAGCAAAUGCAAAGACCACAGCUCUGCCUGGAUAAUCAGCACAUACAUGGUGCAUCUACACAGGGAUAAAAGAGCUGAUUCAGGCUCGCGAGAUUCCGGCUGUGGGGCUAAAAAUUGUGGUGUAGACAUUCAGGCUGGAGCCUCAGCACUUGGAGCCUCCAAUCUGUUGCUGAAGUAACUUGUGUGUAGAUGUAAAAAUCUUUGUAGAAUGCAAAUCAUAUCCUCCAAUCUUCAACCACUGGUGUAAGGUCAGUAAAGGAAAGGGCAGGCAGUUCGUGGGAACUCUGCUGGGUUUGGAUGGUAGAUCCAUUCCCUCUCCACUGAGGAAUCAUAUUAUGCCUCUCCCUUCUUGGUUGCCCCAGGGGUGUUUAAAGGGAACACCUUCAGUGGUGUUGGGUCAGUGGAGAAAACUGUAAAGGUAGGGUUGGGUCUUUCUUUUCUAAUGCAUAAGAGUGCAUUAUUGUGAAUCUCUUGUCUAGGGAAAGAUGUUUUGAUGCUGUUUUCUUUCAGGAAGAUACACUGUCUGCAAUAUGGUCCUUUCUUAUUUAUUUAGUGGAGUAAAUAUUUUGUACAGUGUAAGGAGAGGGAUAUUAUAAAGUUUAUUAAGGAGGGAAAUAAAAAACUUUUACAUUGGA